This is a messenger RNA of Cuscuta campestris, 1368 nucleotides long. NCBI's taxonomy places the organism in Eukaryota, Viridiplantae, Streptophyta, Magnoliopsida, Solanales, Convolvulaceae. The record is from the annotation of a GenBank genome assembly.
CAUCGAUCUGCUUGCUCGCUGGAUAAUCUCCUCCUUUUCCCUUUUUGCAGAUCGAUCGAGGUGCGUAGGAAUUGGGAGAGAUACGGCCGGGCAGAAAGGACAUGUAUAUUAGGUUCAAGCAAGCAAAGAGAAAUAUAAUUAAUUAAUUAAUUAAUUAAAGCUAGGUAGCUAAGGAACGGAGGAAAAGAAAUAUAUUUAUUUUUUUUUUAAAAAAAAAAAAAAAAGAGAAAGAGAGAGAGAAGGAGAAGGAGAAGAAGGAAUAAUGGUGAGGGGGAAAACGGAGCUGAGGCGUAUAGAGAACGCGACGAGCAGGCAGGUGACGUUCUCGAAGAGGAGAAAUGGGCUUCUGAAGAAAGCCUUUGAGCUCUCUGUGCUCUGCGACGCUCAGGUGGCCCUCAUCGUCUUCUCCCCCCGAGGAAAGCUCUAUGAGUUCGCCAGCUCCAGCAGCAUGCAGGAGAUUAUAGCGCGAUAUCGCAAGCACACUGCGGAUCGUCAGGGUGAAAACCCCUCGGUGGAACACGAGGAGGACUUGCAGCAUUUGUUGCAUGAAACUGAAUACCUGGCCAAAAAAAUAGAUUUCCUUGAAGCUUCAAAGAGGAAACUUCUGGGUGAAGAUUUGGGAUCAUGUGGCAUGGAAGAGUUACAGCACAUAGAGCAACAGUUGGAGCGGAGCGUGAGCAUCAUCCGUGCACGAAAGAUGGAAGUCUAUACUGAACAGAUUCAGAGAUUAAAAGAUAAGGAAUCAUUGCUAACAGCUGAGAAUGCAAUACUCCGGGAGAAGUACAAGUCAUUGGAACCAGCUGAGAAAGUGGCAAAUGAAGGGAAUGAGAGGGAUGCCCUUUGUGGGGAGGGCAGUGAGAAGUCAGAUGUGGAGACUGAACUGUAUAUUGGACUGCCAGAGAGUAGGGCAAAGCCAGACCCCCCUGUUCUCCUUCAACCUACAGCUAAUACUCCUACUUAUAUGCGAUAAGGGUAAGGUCUGCGCGCACCAUCCUUCCCAGACGCUCUUCUUUGUGAGAUUCUACUGGAUUUCUUGGCUUUGUUGUUGUUGUUGUUGUUGCAUACAUAGAUAUUCAUCUUCAUCCAUUUCCAAUUUGAAUUUAUAAGCAAAGAAUAAAACACCUAUGUGUAUAGCAAUUAAACGCGAGUGGCUCAUUUAGUUGCAACUGUAAACUUAAAUGGCAGCCCUCAAAUAGUUCCAAUGCUCAGCUGAAAUGUCCUGUUGUUGUAGUUUUAACUGCUUGAAAAACCAGCCUUUGCAAUGUGGGUUGUUUUGGUGCACAUGAUUUUAGCACAACUCUCUAAUGAUCUUAUUUCAGCGUUAAGAGAAUCCCGCAUCGUAAUAAGAAAGAAAACAUAUGUGUUCAU